AUGUCGUCCUACGGCUCGGUAUUGCCCACAGCGGCACGAGGAAUCCUCUCAGCAUGUCGGAGUCCGCUGCGAGAUACCUCAAUUGCCUCCGUUCUCUCGACUUUCCAGCAGGUCCGAGGUCUGAAGAACAAACCAAAGAAGGGGAAAGACCAGCCUACCAAGAGCCGCAAAGGACCCCAGGAGUACCGGCAAAUCAAUUUGAAGGAUAUGCCGCAGUAUUCUCUGUGUGAUGCUAUGCGAUAUAUCCGGGCCAUCGAAGUCGGUCGCGAACCCACUGUUCAAAAAUACGAGCUGCACAUCCGACUGCGGACAAAGCGCGACGGCCCUGUUAUCCGUAACAUGCUCCGAUUCCCCCACGCCGUCCAGACCGAAUCCCGCAUCUGUGUCAUCUGUCCUCCCGGUUCGAGAGCAGCCAAGGAAGCGCUUGCUGCAGGUGCCGUUCUUGUCGGUGAACAAGAAGUGUUUGACGCUGUCAAGGCAGGCACUAUUGAGUUCGAUCGCUGUCUCGCCCACCCGGACAGUUUGCCGGCCCUGAACAAGGCCGCGCUAGGUCGUAUCCUCGGUCCUCGCGGUUUGAUGCCCAGUGCGAAGACUGGUACCGUUGUGGAAGACGUGGCUUCGCGUGUGGAAAUGCUCCGUGGUGGUACUGUGUACCGUGAGCGUGAUGCCGUUAUCCGUCUACCUGUCGGGCAGUUGGCCUUCUCUCCGGAGCAAUUGCGCGACAACAUGCGCGUGACCCUUGAUCAAAUUAAGAAGGAUGCUUCCGCGUUGACCGACCGUGUUAACAAGGAGGUUUACGAGGUGGUACUGAGCUCGACGAACGGACCCGGCUUCUCACUCAACGGCGAGUUCCGCUCCGACAACUCCCCCCCAACCUCCGCCUUGACUGGCAUGUAA
This is a messenger RNA of Penicillium griseofulvum, 897 nucleotides long. Its product is annotated as mitochondrial 54S ribosomal protein uL1m. Bases 1 to 897 code for a protein of 298 amino acids. NCBI's taxonomy places the organism in Eukaryota, Fungi, Ascomycota, Eurotiomycetes, Eurotiales, Aspergillaceae. The record is from RefSeq and is a predicted model, not a curated record. The transcript is spliced from 3 exons.